CCAUCAAUCAUCAUACUGCACUAGAAGCAACAUCGAAGAAUCCCAGGACAAAAAGUUGGAACAAAACCUUAAUUUUGUUCCAAUCAGAAGUCUGUCUUCUCUCCUGUCUUCUCUCAUCCAAUCAGAAGUCUGUCUCCUCUCUCUGCAACAAAGACAACGCCACCUCAGGCGAACCGAAAAAACUAUCAGACAACCACCAUUUUGAUCCUCUCGACGUCACGAGCUCGAACCCGAGCUCCGUUUCGCAGGGAACUGUGCACGGAGGCCCCAUUUCGGAGCUCCGAAUCGGACUAAGCUUUCCGAUCGCCCACGGUGGUUUCCCAACGAAGGGACUGUGGACUGAGAUAACAAACUGAAGAGUUUGCAUCCGAACUGGAAGUCUGACUCGGUCUAACAAAGAGUGAUCGAAGGAGGAAGACACCCUGGAGCUCCGGUGAGUUUUGUCUGAUUCAAAUCCAAGGGCCAGAAUGGGAAAUUACUCUGACAUGCAACCUGAAGAUGCAUUAAGUUUAUGGAGUGGAGAGGAAACUCAAAAACCACACGAAUCUUUGGAUCAAAAAUACUGGAAGAAAAUAUUCCUAGCGUUGUGUUUGUGCGCUGUCUUAAUUGAUCCAUUGUUCCUCUACAUUCCAAUUCUGAAGGAUGAUUUCAAGUGCCUUAUGUUAGACCCAAAGUUGAAGAUAAGAGUUCUUCUCUCAAGAUCAGUCAUAGAUUUUUUCUAUUUAAUGGACAUUAUUAUUCGAAUUUAUAGAUCUGAAAACUAUUCGAGUUUAAAUAAUGAACCUAACCGCAGACAACACCAGAUGAAGUUCAAUUUCGUAUUGAAAUUUUGUGUGCCAAGAAUAGCCAAGACGAUAUGGGCAUCAAAUGAUAUCUUGAUUGACAUUGUAGCUCUUCUUCCCCUUCCACAGGUGGCAAUUCUCAUUUUCUUCUCAAAAAUGAGUGACUUGAGAUCUUUGACUACAACAAGGAUGGUUUUUAUGAACAUGUUUGCUUUAUUGCAAUAUAUACCACGAGUUUUUCGCAUCUACCUCUCGUCUAUGGAACUUAAAAAGACUCAUGAAGAAGAGAUUAGUGAGACUCCUAUAUGGAUUAAAGGUGUACUCAAUUUUUGUAUGUACAUUAUUGCUAGUCAUGUAGUCGGAGCCCUGUGGUAUUUUUUUGCUAUACAACGAAUGAUGAUGUGCUGGCAUUCUGCAUGUCUCAAAAAUGAUGGAUGUGAUAAUAGAUUUUUUGGUUGUCAUGAUCACCACGCAUUUAGAAAUACCACAAUUCUAAAUGAUUUAUGCUCUGUCAGUGACAAUUCAUCAGACACAAUGCUCUUCAGUUUUGGUAUAUUUGCUACUGUGCUUCAAUAUGGUGUUGUAGGAUCAACCAAUUAUUUCCAAAAGUUCUUGAACUAUUUUUGGUGGGGUUUACGAAAUUUAAGUUCCCUUGGUUCAAAUCUUGAGCCCAGUGUAGAUGGAUGGGAGAACCUCUAUACAGUUUUUAUUUCUAUAACUGGCUUGCUCCUGUUUUUAUAUCUCAUUGGAAAUUUGCAGGUUUGUUUAAAAAACUUUUCUUACACUUAUCAUUAAGUGCUAAUUAAUUACUCUAACAACGUAAACUUGAUCUAUGAAGAUUUUGAUAUCCAUUAAAUUCACUCUAACCAACCUAAUAUAUGUUAAGUAUUCUUGAACUAAUUAUAUGUUAAGUAUGAAUUUUUUCCUCACUAAAUUUGAAUGCCAUGUAUAAGAAAUUUUUACUUGUAACAAGAAUACUUGUCACGUAAUGUAUU
Messenger RNA from Pyrus x bretschneideri (Chinese white pear), 1777 nucleotides. RefSeq names its product cyclic nucleotide-gated ion channel 1. The record is from RefSeq and is a predicted model, not a curated record. Lineage: Eukaryota; Viridiplantae; Streptophyta; Magnoliopsida; Rosales; Rosaceae. The transcript is spliced from 6 exons. The coding region runs from base 468 to 1577 and encodes 369 amino acids.